CCGCCUUUCUGUCUCCUCUCUCCCUCCGUACUGGACUCCGGUGCAUUUCCGGCCCGGGGGGAAUUGGGCAUCGAGCGGGCCCGUGUGCGCGGGUGGCUGCGGCCGGCCCGCGGGGUGGGCGUGCGUGUGCCAAGGUCUCCUCCGUGCGCCCGCCCGAAGCAGAGCGGGUGCCAUGGCCGACGUGAGUGUGGAUCAGUCCAAGCUGCCGGGCGUGAAGGAAGUGUGUCGAGAUUUUGCUGUCCUGGAGGACCACACCCUGGCUCAUAGCCUGCAGGAACAAGAGAUUGAGCAUCAUUUGGCAUCAAACAUUCAGCGGAACCGUCUGGUCCAGCAUGAUCUGCAGGUGGCUAAGCAGCUCCAAGAGGAAGAUCUAAAAGCCCAAGCUCAGCUCCAGAAGCGAUACAAAGACCUUGAACAACACGACUGUGAAAUUGCUCAAGAAAUUCAGGAGAAACUGACUAUAGAGGCUGAGAGACGACGAAUUCAGGAGAAGAAGGAUGAGGACAUAGCACGUCUUUUGCAAGAGAAGGAACUACAAGAAGAGAAAAAGAGGAAGAAGCACAUUCCAGAGCCUUCUGGGAGCUGUGCCUUUGGGGAUAACUACUAUCAUGAAGAUGGAGACCAGCCAAGGUCAAGGAGGGCCAGGGAAGUGGGAAACUCAAGGUUUUAUAGACUCCAAAAUGAUGGAAAGCCUGUAAAGCAGAAGAAGGGGAAAUCAAGGCAUCUACUGGAGAACUUGGAAGAGAUGGAGGAACCAUUUUCAUCAGAGAGAUCUCUGCCUUCUAGCUCAGGCAGAGGGAGGGGUGAUGCCCAGACUUCCAGUGAUCAACAUGAAAGAAAGCAGACUGGUCAAGAGAGGCUCCGGAAACCUCCACUUCCGAAGAUCAGUGGUGAGGUGUUUCUGAGCACUGACUCUGAUGACUGGGAGGCUAAGAGUAGCCCUCGAGCUCGGAGUUGGGAAAAACAGUCCCGACACCAUGGCAGACUUUCACCCAAGUCUUCACAGAAAACAGGGCUUCCCUCUAAUGAAAUUGUGUGUGGGAGGGACCUUGGGCAAGGUGAUCACAGAGAACGGAGACGUAAGCCCAGGACUCCUCCCUUCUCAGAGGAUGAAGAGCUUCAACACCACCAUGAUGCAGGAAUGAAACCAAGAGGAAUAAAAGAAGCUGUCUGUCCUCCCACACGAGUGAGCCCCAGGGACCAGGAAUGGUAUGAUGCUGAAAUUGCCCGAAAAUUGCAAGAGGAAGAACUUUUGGCUACUCAUGUGGACAUAAGAGCGGCUCAGGUUGCCCAGGAUGAGGAAAUUGCUCGACUUUUGAUGGCUGAAGAAAAGAAAGCUUACAAGAAAGCUAAAGAGCGAGAAAAGUCAUCUUUGGACAAAAGAAAACAUGAUCCUGACUGCAAGUCAAAAGCCAAGUCAGCACACUCAAAAUCAAAAGAGAGUGAAGAAGCAUACCGUUCCAAGACUGACAGGCCAUCAAGACCCCCACCACCUACAGGGAUGGACCCUGUGGAUCUGGACCACACGCAUCUUACAAACCAGCACAGUGCCACUCGUCAUUUUUCAAAGGCGGAGCCCUCACAUAGAGGUUUCCAUAAUAAGCAGUAAAAGAAAACAAACAAAAAAUGGAAUCUGCCUUGAAAAUGGACUUGCUGUAGCACAUAUGAACUGAACAAUACCGAGUGCAUUCCACAUUGGCUGUCCUUCUGUGCCAUUCCUGCAGUUACUCUCAAGUGUUUUCUAACUAUAAAUAAUUUCAGUUCUCUUCACAUGUUUUGGGUUUUCUGGUCACUUGGGCAGUGUAAGGAAAUACAGCUUCUGAAUAUUGGCCACCUCUUCUCUGAAUCUGUUUUCUGAGACGUAAUUAGAACUUCACAAAAUGACGCUUGCUCAAUAUAGGAUAUCUACAUUUAGAGACUAAGGUUUAUUUAGCAAUUAGAAGUGUGCAGAAAUGGAUUACCAAAAAUCAUAGCAUUUUGAUUCAAGAAAGUAUAGUAAAGUAUAUGAAAUAGCCGCUUAGUUGUUGAUUAGUAUGAUGUUUUGAAGGAUAUUGUCUUUGGUUUUUAUCCUCUUUAGAAAAAGUAAAAUGACAACAAUAAGAUAUGGGGGAAAUGGCCAGAGCAGUGAAGUCUGGAAUUCUGAACACAUGGGUCAGUGGAGGCUCUGGAGAGCCACAGAACCUGCUAGGCGGGUGGCUUAGGGUGUCAUCCUUCAGCAUUGUGCUGCUGCUUCCUCCAUGUACUAAUAUUUAUUUGUAAAACCUUAAUUGUCCAAUCCUUUCACUCAGGUUCAUAAAGAGUCAACUGAAAAUUAAAGAAAAAAAUAGCCUUUUAUAGCUUUGAUUUUCCAAUUUAAUUGUGGAGCCAAAGGAAAUAGAACAUUUUCCUAAGAGUUGACGCCAUCAGUCUUACUUGCUGUGUACAGCAAGCAUCUUGCUCCUAGGAUAUAACAGUUUUUGUUGGCAAUCUCUCAGUGAUGUCUUAAGCACCUGUAAUAAUUGGGCUCAUUCAACAGAAAGUUGAAUUUGAUGAAGUGAGUCUUUGUCCAGGUGUAUAGUUCUGCUUCUGUGUUGAUGGCCAUUGUAUUCCUUUCCACAGGACCUUUAAACGCCCCUGAAAACUUCAGUCUUUGUCAGGCUGCUAAUUAAUAGAAGUAUCUAUUUGCCCAUAACACUUAGUUAAUAUAAAUAGCAGCCGAGCUAUGUCUGUAUCUGAUUGACAGUCUCCCAACUAGAUUUGCUGUUAUUUUCAUUGUAUGGGUUUUUUUUUGUUUGUUCAUUAUUAUUUUUUUGUCAUUUCAAUAUGCUGCUUAUUUAGGAAAGAAAAUAUAGUUUACCAUGAGAGAAAUAAUUUAGGGACUGCCUAUCUUCCAUUUGCCUUGUCUUUCCAGACUGUUUUAACCUUGGGGAGGAUUCUGGGAGACUGUUCCCAAGAGAUUUUGAUCACUGAUUGUAUAUCUUUCUUUAUAAAAGUUACAUAUGAUAGAAAUUUGAGUGAAGCAGUGGGCAAGAAACAGACAAAGUGGUGCAAACAUUUGGGAAGUGUGGAGGAGAGGGAAAUUAUAGGCCUGAGUGCCAUGAAAUACAUAUAGGAAAAUCUUCCUUUAGACAAAUGGAAAAUCUAGCCUUCAGUCCCAUUGUGUACAAUGGUUUCCAUAUCAAAGCUUAGUCUUGUUGGAUUAUGCUAAUGCUGUAUCUUUCUUUAAACUGCCCUGUGAUUUUACAUCAUGUUCCUUAAAGAUAUUUUAUACUGGUAACCUUAAAGAAAGAAAUGUAACUGCAUUUUUAUUUGAUAAUUAGUCAAAACAAGCAAUGUUUUUUGCCACAUUUCUGUUUUAUAAAUGUUUACUUUUGUAUUUCAUGAAAUUAUUAUUUUUACUUUAAAAGUGCAUUUUUUUGCUUUUCAUGGACUUCAUUUCAUCAUAUUUAUUGUUAUAAAAUGGACAUAUUACAGUUUUAAAAAAUGCCAAGCCACUUAACCGGAAUGCUGGAGUCUUACCUGUGGUGGUGGAUGGCCAAAGGAAUACGGCCCAUGUGAUAGCCAGCUCAGCAUCAGUAUUGGAAAAGCUGUUACUUUUCAAAGUUUUUUUUAAAGAGUAGAAUUUUAAAAUAUUUUGUUUAUUUUUUUGUAAAGUGAACAGUUUUUAAGAGUAUCAGUAAUUAUUUAGUUAUGACUAAGAAGAUAGAAAAAAAAUUUCUUAAUUAUUCUUAAUGUUCUCAAAUUUUGCUAUCACUCAAAUAAUGCAUUUCUGAGAUGAUAGGAACAGCUAAUAGCUCUUAAUGAACUGCCACUCUUCACUGUGGCUCCUGCUUUUUAAUUACCAUUUUUAUAUUAAAAUGAAUACAUUUAUUUUGUCCCUUCUGUUGUUGCAGUUUGAUGCAGUUUAAUUAUUAUGUCUAUACUGUAUUAUGUUUUGCUGUCAACAUAUAGACUAAUUCUUUUGUUUCUAAAUUUCUCUGUAGGUCUUGCCCUUAUACCCCCAGUAUUACUGAAUGAGCACAGUCUGUUAAGGAGUCUCAUCACAAGGUUACCUGACAUGACGCUCUCCCCUUUCCUUCCCUAGAAUUUUUUUUAACUAUUAGUUAGCAAAGAGCAUAGUUAAAAGUCAGAUUAAAUAUUCUAACUUGAAAGAAAAUUGAUUACAGUAUUCAAGCUACUGUAUUCAAUCUACUGUAUUCAAGCUACUGUUAGUUAUAAUUGCUUUGUUGCAAGAAUAGAUAAUUGCUUCUUUUGUUCUCAAAGAAUCUUGAGAACUUUUGGGAGUGACUUUGCAUGUCAUUGAAAUGCUAUGGGUCAAGUGAUUUUUAUAACAAAUGGCAGUAUAGCAAUGAACUAAAAACCAAAACAGCAACAACCAAACUGGUUGUCUGGUCUUAAGAAACACCUAAUUUAGGAAGAGAGAUGUUCAUAGAUGUGCACCAGAAGAAACCUUUCCAUAGUGACACUGGUCACAUGGACCUAGAUAACCAUGUUUUAAAAUAUGUAACCUUUGUUUCAUUGGAUUCUAAUACUGUUACAGGUUCUCUAAAUCUCUUCGUGCCAAAUUGAAAAAAAAAACAAAAAACUACUGUAAUAUGGUGCAUUGAUUUUGUUCACCACAUAAGUGGUUAACAUUUUAUAGCCUUGAUUUUUAAUGACUAAUGCCUUUGUAUAAAACUCACUUGGGAAAUAUAAAGGUCUAUUAUUCUUGAUUUCUUGUGUUUAUUUUUUUUAAUUUUUUUUUUUUUUUUUUUGAGAUAAGGUUUCUUUGUUUUACAGCCCUAGCUGUCCCGGAACUCACUCUGUAGACCAGGCUGGGCUUGAACUCAGAGAGACCUGCCUGCCUCUGCCUCCGAAGUGCUGGAAUUAAAGGUGUGUCCCACCACCCAUCUGUUCUUGAUACUUUUAAAAGAUAACUUCUGAUUGGCUAAGAUUAUAACUCUGAUGAUCAUUCGAGGCCCAUGCAGAAAUACUCAGAGGACAGACAGAAUUCCAUUUGAGGAGGAUAGUGUUUGUUGGGGGAGCACUGACGUUGAAAGGAAACAUUGCUCACCUUGAUUUCACUGCCUGUGCUGUGUUAUGUUCUUGUAGCAGCUCUAAAAAAAUCAAAACCUGAUCUUUCAGGGGAAAUAAGAUUUUUACAGUCUAUAAUGUGUGUAUUAUAUGCUGCUCAUAGCAGAGAAGUCACUCAAGAGUCACCCCAUCUUACUUGUUGGUGCCUGUGUGCUUCAAGAGCCAUAGCUGUGUAUCUGACUGGUAACAGGAUGCUUGUUUCUUCUUGCCCUGUGGUAGGGCAAUGUAGGCAGAGAGAAGCCUACUGUCUGGUGUCCUGUAAAUGCUGCAUGGAGCAGUAUUAUCCAAAUAUGUGGUGGAAGUUUUUGUUUGGUUGGGUUUUAUUAUAUGUAAGACAAUUAAAGGGAAGACUCAAAAGACUUUUGUUGCUUCUGCUGUGUAACUCAUCAGAAAUGCUCAAAUUUACUUUUAAAGUCUCU
Messenger RNA from Chionomys nivalis (European snow vole), 5471 nucleotides. RefSeq names its product coiled-coil domain containing 50 (gene Ccdc50). NCBI's taxonomy places the organism in Eukaryota, Metazoa, Chordata, Mammalia, Rodentia, Cricetidae. Gene Ontology annotation, cellular component: cytoplasm. The coding region runs from base 173 to 1609 and encodes 478 amino acids. Gene Ontology annotation, molecular function: ubiquitin protein ligase binding. The record is from RefSeq and is a predicted model, not a curated record. The transcript has 12 exons.